AUGCCUGCGAUCAGGACCAAGACGGAUGCAAAUGCGGAUCUGCACCCGGCUUCGACCUCGACUGACGGCAAGCCGGCCAGCUACGACGCUCGUCUGGCCUCCUCGUGUGUGCAAUGCCGCGCUCGCAAGAUCAAGUGCACGAGCGACAAGCCCUUGUGCGCCAACUGCAUCCAGUCGGGCCAACAAUGCGAAUACAGGUUGGUCUCCCCGCGUCUGGCUCUCGACGGAGUAACCGUACCUUCGAGUGGACGGGUCUGUUAUGGCCUGUUGGCAGCCGAUGAAUGGAAACUGACACCGCCCCCACUUGUCUCACGUCCAGGCACCGCCUCAAGCCAGGUCUGAAGCAGGGUGUAGGCAGCGAAUUGCUACAACGAGUCAGGUAGGCCGUUAGAUCUGCAUCGCUUGCUACCGAGUCCGUAUGUGCCAGAGUGCCUGCUCCUGACCGGACCGCUUGCUCCGCGUUCACGUUCGUGUCGAUAGUGUUCUAGAAGAGGUGCUCGCUACGGUCAACUCUCGAAUGGCCGACUUCUCGACGAGGCUCGACCGCUUUGACAAACUCCAACAUCCAAGUCGAGCUGACAUGGCACUAGGGCCAGGUAGCUCUGGUUCAGCAUCGGCAAACAUGCAGUACGCUGCUGCAUCGUCAAAGACGCCUGCGUCGGCCGCUUCCGCGACAUCGACUGGAUCCGUCGCGUCUAUCAACUCGACCGAGCUCAUGCCACCACCGCUGCCGUCUCAUUACUCACACCACGGCGCUCACUACGGACUCGACGAAGAUCUUACGAAGCACCGCUCAUUGGGGACUGCGUCUGUGUCAAAAGAGGACCCACUUGCCGGCAAGUCUGGCUUGCUGGAAGCGAACUCGAAAUCGGUGCCCGAUGAUCUUCCGCCAUACGACUUGCUUCUGACUCUGUAAGUUCGAGCUCAAAUCACCGAAGAACGUCUUCAACCACUCGCCGAACAAAGUAUGUAACAGAGGAGCCGAUCUUGCCUUCACAGUCUCGACCUGUUCUUCGUCCACGUCGCCCCAUGGACACCGUUCGUGCGACGUGAUGUCGGCGAAGCUCUUCGAACAGCCAGCAACAAUGACCACGAGUGGCCCAUUCUGAUUUACGGCAUCGUUGUCGCAAGUCUAAGGGUGUGUGUUACUGUUGCUUCUCCUUGUGUUUGGUACUCUCUGAACGCUGUUCUUUCACUACUAUGUACUCACCCACCGUUCUUGGACCUCUUGCAUUGGCCCAGUUCUCGUUUGAUCCGCGUUGGAACGAUAUCGAAUCGAAAGACGUGUACCGUGAAAGGGCCAAGCGUAGAGUCAUCAUGCACAGUAUGAGCUCGACAUCCGUUGCCUCGAUUGAAGCCUUGAUGCUCGUUGCACUGGAUGAUGUCGGUGCAAAUACGACGCCCGCUGCGUGGGGAGCUCUGGCGCUAACAACGCGAUCGGGUGAGAAUUCGGUCUGAUCUGUCAGACUUGAACCUACUGUCUGACAUUGUGCACAAUCUUACAAAUCUCAGCUGUUCAUAUGUCCCUACACAAGGAAGAGAUGAACGCAUUCCGACCGUCGGACGUCCGUGGUGUGAGUCCGAUGCAGCUGCUUAAUCGAUCGACAAGUCACGCCGAAGCGGAAGAGCGACGUCGCCUGUUCUGGUCCAUCUUCGUUCUCGACAGAUGGAGCGCGACAGCAACAGGUUGGGAGUGAGUUCUUGGCAAUCCCAGUAACCUGUCAACGCCGACUACUGUUGCCUAUGAUCUUGCAUGUCUGACCUUCUGUCUGCCCUCGCUUUUAUCUCCUCCCUUUCCUUCGGAACGGUCCCGGCGCAGUCUUGCCUUUGCGGAUGAGCAUAUCUCAAGACAGUUGCCUUGCAUUGACUCAGAAUGGCUCACGAGUGUAAGUCAGUGGAAGCUCCUGUGUAUCCUGAGCCUAAUAUCUACUCUUCCAAUCUCAGAGCCUCCGACCUACUCGCCUUUUCGUGUCACCACAUCAACAGCUCAGGUCUCAAUCCACGCAGGAGGAACCUAAAAACGCGGACGUGGAGUUGAUUGCACUCAUAGAGGUGACGGAUCUCCUAGGGAAACUGCAUCAACUACAUCGCGAGCGUUUGGAUGAUGUGCAGAAGUUUCGAGAGGGAACCGAGGCAGGUCCCAACUCUGCUUUGGUCUCUUUCAGAAGCGGGCCUAAUGCUGAGCUGACUUGCCUACAUUCUUCAGGCUAUGGAUCACACAUUAUCCCGUUGGUUCUCAGCAUUGCCCAUCUCUUUGAGGAUGGCCAGCCAAUCGAACACGCACCCGCGCCCAAUCCUGAUUCAAGCCCUUUAUUGGGCAACCGUCAUUAAGCUGCAAUCUUUGGUGAGCAAUGGAUCACCCCAUGCUGCUUGACCAACAAGAGCGCAAACUGAUCAUUGCUCCAAUGCAUGCAUAGGUUGCCUACCCACUUGCGCCCAACUUAGCACCCGAUCCGCAGGCCGGUGAGAAGGCACACGAGGCGGCGAAGCAAAUCAGCUACUUGGCCCGAGCUUCGACGGUCAGUAGUGCGUACCUCAGCUGGACGUUCUUUGUAGGGGCAAGAAUGAUGCUGCGUAAGUUGUUUCUGUUUCUGCCGAAUUUGCGACAAUGCGGGCUCUGAUCACUGACCCUUCCGCUUUGGCGUGUUGCAUUUUCCUUGCCAUUUAUAGUGAGAGCAUAUCGACGCAACGAGAUGAUCGACCCUGCAAUCCAAGACACAUUGCGUGGCCUCAGGGAAGCAGCAACAUACUUUGAUCUUGCUGGUGAGCUGGAUGAUGUGAUGCCGUUUCUCUUGACAGGAUCCCUGAUUCCAGAGUUUAGCUAA
Messenger RNA from Microbotryum saponariae, 2825 nucleotides. Lineage: Eukaryota; Fungi; Basidiomycota; Microbotryomycetes; Microbotryales; Microbotryaceae. The record is from the annotation of a GenBank genome assembly.